CUUAACCAUCCAACUAUUUAACUGGUGGAUAAACACCUAUUAGAGCGACAUACUAAUCAUGCCUGGCGAACCGAGCUUCCAGUCCCCGAGCUAUUCACCUCCCGAUCUUUCGCAUCACCUUUCUAUCGAAGCGAGGGCCCGGUUGCCCAACCCUAUGAAGGCGAUAUGGAAAGUCGCCCAAGGUAAACCAGGCGCUAUCAGCCUAGCGAAUGGCGACCCCCACCAUUCUCUGUACCCCAUUCAUAAGAUGGAGUUCGAGAUUCCUUCGAUAGCCUCCGAGGAUCCUGUUCGGGCGUGGCGGGCGGGCACAGGCGGUUCCCAGAUUAUCGGCGCUUCCAGGGAUGACCCUGGACCGAGCUCGAGCAGGGUCAGCCUGAAUAAGGCGAUGGCGUACACGACAGGCGCCGGUCUGCCAGAAACCCAGGAUGUCCUCGCGAAAUUCACGGAUAUCUUCCACCAUCCGCCAAACCACCGCGUCACCCCUUCACUAGGCAAUUUCGACGCCGUCACCAAAUGCUUCCGCCUCCUUGGAGAGCAUGGCGAUAGUUUCCUGGCCGAUGAAUACACCUUUAGCGCGCUCACGAACGCGGCGUUGCCACACGGAAUCAGAUGGGUUCCCGUAGAAAUUGAUGCGGGAGGGCUGAUUCCGGACAAGCUGGACGCUCUGAUGCAAGGAUGGAAUACGGCAACUCGCGGCCGCAAACCCCAUGUUCUGUACCUUACCCCAUCUGGCCAAAACCCCACAGGGUCCACCCUGACCUUGGAGCGCCGGCAGCGUAUCUAUGCGCUGUGCAGGAAAUGGGAUUUGAUCAUCAUUGAAGAUGAUCCAUAUUAUUUCCUGCAGUAUGAGAUCACCGCAGCUGGGCUCUCUCCAGAGGAGCCUGGAUUCGCGACCCGCUAUGCGAAACAGUUCACCCCAUCAUUCCUUUCAAUGGACGUCGAUGGGCGCGUGCUUCGCAUCGACAGCUUCAGCAAGAUUCUCGCGCCAGGCAUGCGCCUUGGCUGGAUCACCGCCAGCCCUCUGUUCACCGAAAAGCUCGUCAUAUAUACCGACUCUUCCACCAUGCAUCCCCAUGGCUUCGGCCAAGUCUUCGUCCUCGAACUGCUAGGCGAGCGCGGAUGGGGCGUCGACGGCUUCGCUCGCUGGCUGAGCAGUCUCCGCGAGGAUUACAAGCGUCGGCGGGAUGCGUUCCUGCAGACCUUCCAGGACGAAGUGGAGGCUAAGGCGCCAGGACUGGCUGAGAUAUCGCCCCCUCAGGCCGGGAUGUUCUUCUGGAUCAAGGUCAACCUGCAGAAGCAUCCUCGCGCUGUUCCCGCGCAGAGUUCGAACGACGAUGCUUCAACCCACAAUGCAUCUGCUCUCAUGGAAGAACUGUUCUACGAGCUUCUCGAGGCUGGUUUGGUCAUGAUGCCCGCAUCUAUCUUCGCCAUCAAGCAAGAAGGACAGAAAAGUCAGAUCGAGGAACGCCUCAACUACUUUCGUGCCACGUUCGCCGGGACAGAGGAAACGGUGAAGCAGGGUCUCAGCAUCUUCGGCCCCACACUUUCGAAGUUCUUCCGCGACGAAAAGGCAGCUUGAGCUGGAGCUAAUCAUAUAGAGCAGUCUAGAAUAUGUACCCGUAGAGAUUGCAUUGUAUACACACUCUCGCACUUAUGUAUCGUAAUAUAUAUUUUUCCCCGC
This is a messenger RNA of Punctularia strigosozonata HHB-11173 SS5, 1681 nucleotides long. Its product is annotated as L-tyrosine:2-oxoglutarate aminotransferase. Bases 59 to 1579 code for a protein of 506 amino acids. Gene Ontology annotation, biological process: biosynthetic process. Gene Ontology annotation, molecular function: pyridoxal phosphate binding; transaminase activity. Lineage: Eukaryota; Fungi; Basidiomycota; Agaricomycetes; Corticiales; Punctulariaceae. The transcript is spliced from 5 exons. The record is from RefSeq and is a predicted model, not a curated record.